Molecule: messenger RNA, 1635 nt
Organism: Onychostoma macrolepis
Lineage: Eukaryota; Metazoa; Chordata; Actinopteri; Cypriniformes; Cyprinidae
Gene: ifi35
Product: interferon-induced protein 35
Exons: 10
Coding region: 169-1284 (371 amino acids)
Cellular component (GO): nucleus
Source: RefSeq, a predicted model, not a curated record
AUAUAUACUGUUGCUGUAUAUAGGCUACAUUUGUUAAAGAAUGUAGCUAUCUUAUGAUCAACACCACCCUCUGGUGAAGAGCUUGUACAUAUUUCAAUGAUUAAUACCCGAAACGAAAGCGAAACAGCACUUACUCUUUGCUUCAUCACGGUUCUUGCGUAGGUAGAAAUGUCUGCUGAGGAUUUCAGUAUUGUUACAGACAGUGAGGCUUUGAGAUGUCAGGAGGUACUGGAGAUCAACAAAUACAAGGAACAAUAUGAAGCAAUAUUGAAGGAACAACAAAUACUGAGAGAUGGCGUAAAUAACAACAAAUACUUUGCCAACGAAUUUAAACAACGAGCUAAUGAAAAGAAAGUGAUGUCUGAAGAAGAAAACAAGAAACGUACUAAUUCAAUUCAGAAAGAGAAGGAGAAAUGCAGAUGUGUGCAGGAGGAGAACACCAAGCUGCAGAAGGAGAUCCUGAAAAUAAAGGAGGAGAUGCAAAGCUUGGACCAUAAAAACAGCAGUCUGAAAAAGCAAACUGAGAUCUCUACAGCGGUGCCUGAGAGGAAGGUUGUGUUUCGGGGAAAUUCAAAAGAGGGAGCCCAUGCUGUGAGUUUUGAUGUGAAUCCCCGAAUAGUUUAUCCGAUGGAGGGUGGAACAGCACUGAUCACCUUCGAGGAAAAGGAUGUGGCUCAGAAUAUAUUGAACCUAAAGGAACAUUCGGUGCAACUUGGAGACUGUACCAUCACUUUGCAGACUGAACCCAUUCAAUUCCUGGUGCCCAGCUAUGUUGAGAUGGAAACACAAGUGUGCCCACGCAGAAUCCUAGUCUCCAACCUGCCAAAGGAAGAAUCUGAGGAGAGAGUACUAGACAAACUGGACAUCCAUUUCUCUCGGACAAGGAAUGGAGGCGGCGAGGUGGAGAACAAAGACAUGCUGCACGACUCUGGCACUGUGGUCAUUACCUUCUUAGAUGAUAACAUUGCCAAAGGUCUCUCCGACAAACAAGAUCAUGAUGUAGACUUUGGUAAGAAGAAGCACAAGGUGAAAGUCACUCCAUUCCUCAAUGGCGAGAUUUCACAGAUGAAGGUCUGUGACUCAGAGUGCGUGCGCACAGUGCUGCUGACGGGUAUCCCCGACAUCAUGGACAAAGAUAACCUGCAGGACAACCUGGAGAUCCACUUCCAGAAGACGGCCAAUGGUGGCGGAGAGGUGGAAGGCAUCCUCUACAACCCUCCAGGCCAUACCACCCUGGCUUUGUUUGAUGAGGACUCUCCUCAAGACAGCCAGAGCAAAAGCUAAAAACCUCUACAGCCCAGAGAUCCGAUGCUGCCUUUAGACAACAAAAUAGAUCAUUAAUUCAUAAUAGACUUUACUGAACUCCUAAUUUGGGUUUAUCUUGAAAAAGUUAUAUAGUAUGGAUCUCUUCACCUCUUAUUUACUGUAAUAUUUACUUCUCUUUACCUAUUACAGUAAUAUACUUCAUUAAUGGAUACAGAUUUGUAGUUUUUACAAUUCUUAGUUGUGUUUCUUGUCUUUUAAUGAUGCAAUCAAAUUGGGUUAUGGUUUAGGAGUUAAUCUGAAUCGCAGGAAAGAUUUAUCAAAAUGUUAUCUGUACACAAAAACAAGUCUUAAAUAAAUGUGCCAAAACUA